UUAGACAAAAUUCUGAUCGCCAACCGAGGAGAGAUCGCAUGCAGGGUAAUGAGAACAGCCAAAAGGCUUGGCAUACGCAGUGUGGCUGUUUACAGUGAAGCUGAUCGAAAUUCAAUGCAUGUUGCUAUGGUAAGCUUUCACAUUUCUUUAGCUACACUACAUAUAAGAGUGGGCUAUGGAUACAAUUUAAUAUCUUUUAUAAUGGAAUUAGGCCUUAUAUGAUUUUUGUAAAAUAAAAUGAGAUUUUAAUUUACCACGCUUUUUUUUUUCCUCACUAAAAUGACAAUUUAAGACCUAAAGUGAAAUUUAAAAGCUUUAACUUUCCCUUUGACUCGCUGUUGAAAUAUAAAAUUCUCAAAGACUGAUUGUCUCCAUAUAUCUGUUAGGCAGAUGAAGCAUUUCACAUAGGACCAGCUGCGGCCUCAGAAAGCUACCUUCGACAAGACAAAAUCCUUAAUGUUGCCAGGUUAUCAGGGGCACAGGUCAUUACUGAAUUUGUAUAAACUCUUAAGAUGUUGCUACAAAAACUGUAAUGGUGAUAUUAAUUUCAAUUUCUUUAAUCUUAUGCUUUUGGGGCUACAAUUAAUGUUUAAGUGCUUCAAUAAAGAUGUGUGAACAAUCAUUUCGUGAAUCAACUAUUUAUAAUUUAAAUAAAACAUCAUAUACACUCUGUUAUAGAAUAAUGUAUUUGACUUUCCCCAGGCUAUUCACUCGGGUUAUUUGAAUUUCCCCUGGCUAUUCACCCAGGUUAUUUGACUUUCCCCAGGCUAUUCACCCAGGUUAUGGUUUCUUGUCUGAAAAUGUAGAGUUUGCUCAGACCUGUGAAAGAGAGAAUAUUGUUUUCAUUGGCCCACCUGCCUCAGCUAUUCGUGACAUGGGAAUCAAAAGGUUAGAGAAUUAAUAAAAAGAAUGAAACAAAAUACACUCUUAUAGGGUUAAUUAAUUUAAAAGUGUAUUUUGGCUGCAGAUUAGAUUCACUCUUAAGGAUGAUUUAUAAAAUUUACUAAACUCACUCUUGAAAAGUUUGGAAAUAUUUAUUUGAAAGUGAAUUCCUCUGCAAUGUUGUAACAUAUCAUCAACACAAGCUCACUUAUGAUCAUGUUCAUCUGAUUUUUUCCAGGGUAUGAGAAUAGCCUUGAAUGAAUCCGAGUUUGAGAGUCAGCUCGAGUCUGCUAAAACUGAAGCCAUAAAAUCUUUUGGUGAUCAAGUUAUGCUCUUAGAAAAGUUUGUGGAAAAUCCACGGCAAGUUGCCUUUUUUUUUUAAAUUUAAUUUUUAUAUUCAAUAAAUUGAGACAACAUUAAAGGUCAGGCAUAAUCCUUCAAACAGUUUUGAUUUAAAUAUCAAACAUUCAUCUGAUAAAUGGUUAUUUGAAGAUUAUACUAGUUUUUCUCUAUUAAUUUUCUAAAUGCCAUGCUUUAUUUCUUCUUCAGUAAAUGCUGUUCGGCCAAUUUAAUUAAUUAAUAAUUAAUACACAGAUUUACAGUGACGAGAAUUUUCUUCUUAUUUUUGUCAUUAUUUUGAUGAUUUGUAGUCAUGUGGAAGUACAAGUGUUUGGUGAUCGUCAUGGCAACUAUGUGUAUCUGUUUGAGAGAGACUGCAGUGUUCAGAGAAGACAUCAAAAAAUAAUUGAAGAAGCACCAGCAGUAAGUCUCUUGUAUAUUUUUCAAGAUCAUAUUGCUUUUUCUUAGAAAAAUUGUUUGAUUAUGUAACAUCACUGUCUCACAGGUGGUUGAGAUUUCAUUUGUAUGGGAUUGGCUUGAUCUUUAUUAAUUUCAUGUGAAACUGUGGAUCAUUUCCAACUUUUAUUCAAAGCUUUGACACAGUCCAUCUCACUUUGUUGUCUUGAUGAAAUAUAAAGAAAAAUUUGACAUAUGGUUAUGGGAAUAACUAAUGGUAAACAUGUCAAGUGUAAUCCUAUAAGACCGAAGAGUUUAUGAAAUGCUCAUGCAUAAUUUUUAUGCCGGUAUACAACCUCUCAGCAAAUAUUGAAAAACAUUAUCAUGUAGUAGUCCAAACACACUGAUGAGAAAUUAUUCAUAGUGUGUUAUUCAAUUGAUAGGCUAUUCCCUCUUCUAUAUUGAAAUAAGUUACAAAGAUUAAGAGGUGACAAUUGUUUCACACUUUUAUUGAGAAAUGGCAAAUAUUUCACCUUUAUAUUCAUACAAAAAAAACACCUUCAAUGCCCUCAUUGAUUGAAUAAUUCUGUAUUCCUCUUGUUUCAGCCAGGGCUGACAGAGGAAGUAAGGAGGAGCAUUGGUGACGCUGCUGUCAGGGCAGCUAAAGCAGUCAAUUAUGUUGGUGCAGGUACAACCCACUUGCACUAGUGGUCAAUGAGGGUCUUGAAAGUGACUAAAUUUAGUCAACCUAAACAAAUCAUAGCUAAAUUUAAAAAAAAAUUACUUUAACUAUUUACUAGACUAUUGACAAUCUGUGGUGGCCAAGAUACUGUCUAAUUAUGAUUCUUAGCAAAGACUUCAAACAUAUACCUGAUCUAAACAUUAUAAACCUGAUCUAAACGCUAUAAAGCUGAUCAAAACAUUAAAUACCUGAUAUUUUUCCUGACAACAAUAUAAUUUAUUAGCUUGUUUUUCUUCUCACACAUGUAUUUGCCAUGGACCUAAAAUUGUUUGAAUUACUUCACCAUUGCAGGCACAGUGGAGUUUAUUAUGGACAAAAACUUGAAGUUUUACUUUAUGGAAAUGAAUACAAGACUUCAAGUGGAGCACCCGAUCACUGAGAUGAUUACAGGCACAGAUCUUGUGGAGUGGCAGCUCAGGGUCAGUUUCAAGUUAAUAAAAUUGUCCCAUGUUUAGACUGCAAAGGACACUGAUAUAAGAUCAAUUCAACUUUUUUUAAAAAAAAUUUUUUUACAUAUCAUUUCUUUUCUCGCGGUCAGCCUUUGAUGUGAUUUCCUGCCCUGACUUGUGAUAAAUGAUAAUUAGAAACAAACACUCAGUUGAAACAACUAACUCCUCUGACGGAUAAGCAUCAAUAAAUUAUUGCACUUUCUCCAAAACUCAGUUCUUUGAGAAGACGAAUCCAUCUGAGUACCCCAGUUCCAGGUCAAGACUUACGCAUUGAAACGGGUGUAAGACAAGGUACAAUUUAUUUUCACUCUACUCAACGAACUGGUAUAAGACAAAAUACAAUUUAUUUUCACUUGACACAAUGAACUGGUAUAAGACAAGGUACGAUUUAUUUCACUUUACACAAUGAACAAAUUUUUGUUUAUCUCAAUCUUAAUUUUUUAUUUUUUUAAAAAGAAUAUGAACGUAGUUCGAACUUAAAAGUAAAAUUGUUUAAUUUUGUUUUGUACCUUUUUAAAAAAAAGAUCAUGUGGAAAAUUUUUUUUAAAAUUAACUAAAAAUAUUAAAAAUAGCUGUGUUCAAAGUUUUUUCAGAUUCUGCAGGACAUGGUAACUCUACAUGCCCAUAUCUUUUCAAAAAUUAGUCAGUGAAAAUCAUUUGUAUUAGAUACGAGUUCAUCAUAUGUAUGAGAUAUGCUUAUUCUCUAUCUAAAUAUUAUUAAAUCAGUCUUUAGUAUGUGAUAGAAUAUUUGGACUUUUUUUUUUUUUUAAAUAAUUCAUUCAUCCUUGAUCACUUAAGUUUAGGGCCAAAAAAAACAACAAAAAAAUAACACUUUCUUCCCAUGUCUAAAAUUGGCAUUUUUAAAAUAAAAUAAGCAUACGUCUGCAUCCCAAUAACCAACAUCCAUUUAUAUGGACUGAUUUUUGAAUUCUUACAUUCCUACAGGCGAUGAAGUGUCAAUACAUUAUGAUCCCAUGAUCGCCAAGCUGGUCGUCUGGUCAGAUGACCGCCAGUCUGCUCUGAAGCGUACAGUUGCUGCUCUGAGAGAUUAUCACGUAAGCCAGGGUUAAGUUUCAAAGCAAGUUUCCAACACAUUCUUGGAGAUUAUUUUUCACAUAGUGAAAUCAUUGCUCAACCAUGAAAUGUGUCGUCAGGUUUAAAAUGUUUGGGAUAUUUUUGUAGCACUUCAUGAAUGAUCUUGUUCAAAUAAAUCUCUUUCAAAGAAUCUCAGCACUUGCAUGGCUUUGUCUGCAAUUAAAGUUUAGCAUCAUGCAAAUUGUCACGGCCAUUGUUUUAAAAGAACAUUAAAUUUAUACUAAAAACAGAAUUUAGUUUUGUAAAUGAGCAAGGAUAUACAUUUAAUUUAAAAACUUGCAAUAAUUAGUGUAAGAAUUAAAAUUUUUAGUGUUGUACAUGAGGAAGUACUCUAUUGAAUUUUAAAAAUUUUAAUUUAAAGUAACAUAAUUUAAGCCAUUACAAUAAUUAUAACAAAUAGAAAAUUGGCAAGACAACAUGUGAAAUAAAUAUUUGAAAGUGAAUCAAUCACUGGUUCUUCCACAGAUUGUUGGGUUAAAUACCAACAUCCGUUUCCUUAUGGCCCUGGCAUCACAUCCAUCCUUUCAGGCCGGGGAUGUCAGCACAAACUUUAUUCCUCAAUACCAUACAGAGUUGUUUCCCUCACGUUCCCUGAGCACAUCUGCGCUGGCCCACGCAGCGCUUGCAAUGGCAGCCAGUCAUAGGGCAAAGGUGGUCAGAGAUGCGGCAGAAACUAAAGGUUCAUUGAUUUUUUUUAAUAAAAAUACUUUCAUUCCUUUAGGCUGUUAAUUUUAUCUUGAUGGACAUUUUUAUUUGAAACCAUUUCUAUCUUACAUUAGAAUUUUUUGCUUCUUUCUUUCUUAUUCUGAGAGGUUAAGAAAUUUAAUUACCUAUUUUUACUCAAAUGAAGAGACGGAGAAUGCUUUCCUUAUAAAUAAAAGUUAACAUUUAUGUUUUUUACUUAUAAAUUACUAACAUAUAGAUAGAUACAAUAAACUUGAUUGUAUGAUUGGUAAACUAAGUAUGAUCAGUCUUAUAAACUCCCUUAUUUUCAGACAGCUUUUCUCCCUUUGCAUUGAGCUUUGGUUUAAGGCUCAACAGCUCCUCAGUAUUCUUGAUAAAACUUGUUGAUGGAGAAACCGGUGAGAUAGAGAGCUCUUGUAUGAUGGUAUAGCUCAUUAAUUUAUAAAACUACUUUUUUUUAUGUGUCAAUAAUGGUGUUAAAUAUUAGAUCUGUUGAUAAAAAUAUACUGGUAGGUAAUGGAUUAUAUUAGGUGUUAAAUGCUUAAAAGCAUGGCAUGUAAUAUUAGGUGGGCACUGACAUUGGGACAUGAUACCCUGGAUGAUGAUAUUCAGAAGUUGAAUUUAAAUGGCCAUCUUGGAGCAAAAUUGAUUACAGUGCAAUAAUCCUGAAAAAUACAGGAUACAAGAAUAAACUGGAAAGGAGCCAUCCAUAAUAAUAUAUUGCAUACAUACUGACUCACUGAAAAGGUGGGGGGGGGGUGUUGGAGAUUUGGCUUACUGGAGCCUAUGGUGCUUGAAGUAAGUACAUUUAUAACGGGUACACAAAUUCUGCAAUAAUUAAACUGAAAUUCUGACAGUCUCUAUCCGGUAUCUUUAAUAAAGCCUUGUGUCACCUGAAAAUCUUUGAAAUACAUAAUUUCUAACCAUUUUCAAAAAGGCUAUAUGUCCUAUAAUCUUCAAAUGGCCUCCUUGUGGGGCGUUUGCUGCAAGUCAGGAAAUACUGGUUAAUGGUGACUUGAUUUCAUUUAAUUGUCUUGUUUAUCUUAGUGGUUUAUAAAUUUGUUUAUUUUAGGGGGGGCUUCACUGCACCGACGCAUGGGGUGCAGACUUUUUGCUUAUGUAAUGUAUAGAUGACACCAAAGGCGAAAACACUUGAUUACAUUAUUGAUAUUCAGAUAUUGUCUGUAGUUUUUAUAUUUUAUAUGUAAAUCUAUUUUUAAAAGAAAAAAAAAUUAUUCCAUAGCAAAAAUCCAAUAUUUUUUUUCUUAAAAAUUUACAAUUUUCUUAAUCAGAGCAUACAAUCAGCUUAUCAGAAUCAUCCAAAGGGGAUUGGCUAGUCAAGGUUGAUAGCAAUCAUCAACUGGCUGUAAGUGAUGUUGUGUUGAGUGAAGUCAAUGAUGAUAAAAUGACUAUCAGGUGCUCUGUGGAUGGUGUGAUAUCAUCGUCAACUGUCCUUCUAUUGGGGACAUCUGUUCACCUUUUUACAGUGGUAGGUUCACAUUUCAACAUUCAUUUUAUAGAUACCAUUUAUGUACAACACCACAAGAACAGUUAGUCAGCCCGUCAUUGUAGUAGAAUAUGAAGUUAAUAUGAAUCUGCUCCUAUAUUUUUAAUGUUCUUAAAAGAUACUCUUGUCUAUCCAUCUCUUCUCUAUUAGGAUGGCAUACAUAGUUUAAAUGUCCCAGCUCCCAACUACCUCAAGUCAGCUGUUGGCGCUGGAAGUGUGUUUGACCCUGUGGCUCCAAUGCCAGGUGUGAUAGAAAAAGUGGUGGUACAACCAGGGUCUAAAGUGGAGAAAGGAGACCCCUUGGUAGUUAUGAUUGCCAUGAAAAUGGAGGUCAGUAGAAUACAUAAACUAAAAUUACAGAUUUCUAAACUGAAGUUUGAUUUUUUUUUUUUUUUUUUGAAAAGAGAAAAAUAGAAAAAAUGUGGGGUGGGCGGUUAUUGUACCGGAUUAUCAUGUAAUAUAUUAAUAGUCAUUUUUGUUUUAUCAUGUAAAAAUUUGACAAACAAAAAUAGAAAUGUCAACAAUCACUGAAGUAAUAGCUUUAAUCCCCCCCAGUAUGUGAUAAGAGCAGCCCGUGAUGGUGUGGUGGAGAAGGUGUUUCAUAAACCCGGUGACACAGUGCCUAAAGGGACUGUACUUGUUCAUCUCCAGGAAGAAUAAACUUUAUCAAGUUUUAUGAUUAUUCUUUGACCUAAAAUACUAAAGUUUUU
This is a messenger RNA of Lymnaea stagnalis (great pond snail), 6804 nucleotides long. NCBI's taxonomy places the organism in Eukaryota, Metazoa, Mollusca, Gastropoda, Lymnaeidae. The record is from the annotation of a GenBank genome assembly.